AUGGUGGCUUGUAAAUUUUAUCAAGCUGGAAAUUGUCGAUAUGGACAAAAACGUGGUAACCAAUGGCCACUAUCCUGUUUCGGUCCAUUCAAAGAACAACCCUGCAUUCCGGGUUUCGAAGACAUCUCCCCAGAAGAGGUCCGCUGGGAGAUGUACCAAGCAGAGAAAAACAACACAGUUGAGCAAGCAAAGCAGCAGUUCCACCAACUGUGCCAAGACGCAAUGUCAAAGCGGAACGUCCUUAAGAACCCGACCAUAGAAACCGCAAAAAUGCUCGAGAAGCUCCACAAGGGCACCAGUGACCCUCAACAACCUUCGAACAACGUCCUGCGCGGAACCUUGUUCCCCUCUUCGGGAAUCUUCAGUUCCCAGAACAGUUCCAGUCCGUUCACCACCAGGAACUUCACUCCCACCACUACAUCUUUGUUCUCCAGCACAGCGACCUCUACGCCAUCUAUUUUCGGAACUAGCAACUUCUCAGGAACCCAAAGUGGCGGUUCCAUGUUCGGUGGCGCCACCCAGCAGACAUUUUCCCAACCAGCUCCAAGUGUGUUUUCAAGUAACAAUUCCGGGAGUAUUUUUGGUGUUCCUGGAACUGGAACCGCCAAUAAUUACGGAACAAACACAAAUUUGUUCACCAGCAGCGCAGCGCAAUCUCCGGGGAUUUUUACAACUACUCUAGGCGCCACUAACACCUUAGCAAAUCCUCUGUUCGGUCAAAAAAAUACUCCCGCGUUUGGUGGCGCGCCAGUUUUUGGUGGAACUGCUUCGAACUUUGGGAACAAUGUUGUUCCAGGUCUGUUCAACAAGCCCCAAGCUUCUGUAUUUACUAAUAAUAAUAAUAAUCCUCCCGCGAACACAUUUGGAACCGCAGUUCCAACAUUUGCACCCAAUACAGCAUCAAAUUUUGGCAAUAACUUCUUCAGUUCCGCGAACACUGCGCCGUUUAACUCUGGUUCCUCAUUUGGAACCGGUUCCACUUCUGGAACAUCGACUACUGGUGCUGCCACCGGUACUAAGACGACCCCUAGCAAUCCUUUCGCAUUAUCCGGCCAGCCGUUCGUCAAUAAUCCCUUUGGAACCGGUUCUGGAUUAGUGGCUGUUCCUGGAACCGCCAAUAUUGAUCCGUAUUGUUAUUCGCCGCCAGAGGCGCUUACGGAUGAGGAGAAGAGUUAUUUUGCUGCGGAUAAAUUUAUUUUGGGAAGAAUUCCACUCAAGCCACCUAGUGUUGAAAUAAGAUAA
Molecule: messenger RNA, 1242 nt
Organism: Cotesia congregata
Lineage: Eukaryota; Metazoa; Arthropoda; Insecta; Hymenoptera; Braconidae
Source: the annotation of a GenBank genome assembly